Messenger RNA from Arabis nemorensis, 264 nucleotides. The record is from the annotation of a GenBank genome assembly. NCBI's taxonomy places the organism in Eukaryota, Viridiplantae, Streptophyta, Magnoliopsida, Brassicales, Brassicaceae.
AUGAAGAAAGAUUAUAGACUGAAGAAGCAAAGGGUUCAUGCUUCUUUAUGGGUUAAAGAGAUUGAGAAAUUGGAAGAAGCUAAGUUGGGAGAUUCAGGAUCUGGUGGUGGAGCUGAUGAUAUCGACAGGCUUCUCGAUAGUUGCUCAGAGAUUUUCGACUCAGUAGACCAUGAUUUCGACAAAUUGGAAGUUUCGAGUGGAUCGGAUUUGAAAAACAAGCCUGAUGGUUGGGAAUCAACAACAAAAGAAGAAGAUGGUAGGUAA